Molecule: messenger RNA, 330 nt
Organism: Phycomyces blakesleeanus NRRL 1555(-)
Lineage: Eukaryota; Fungi; Mucoromycota; Mucoromycetes; Mucorales; Phycomycetaceae
Exons: 4
Coding region: 1-330 (109 amino acids)
Source: RefSeq, a predicted model, not a curated record
AUGACAGAGGGCUUUGCUCUCUGCAUAUACCCUUAUUUACUUUGUCAUUCGUAUGACUAUUUACACUACACAGAAACAGAUACAUAUAUUCUUCGUAAAAUGAAAAUCUCCAUGUGCUUAAUGUUUCCGUUUUGGAUCACACAACUCUCCUUACUAGGAAAUAUUGCAUAUAUUACAAUUGUCCACGAGUGUGGAGAAGAAAAGAAGAAAAUCGGAUAUUAUGGAUUUGUCAACGAUGAGGCGUCAACAGAAUAUGAUGUAUUGACGCUGAGUAAAAAAGAAAAAGCAUGUGAAUCUAAACAGCCAGAAUUAAAUGUACUGAUGAUUUGA